AAAAGCAUCAAAAUUGAAGAUGGAAAUCCUGAUCGAUACAGACUGCAAACAACAGCAGACAGGUCAGAUGAAUCUGAACUAUACAGAAAAAUGAACUUUGGACAAAGAGACAAAAACAAACCUCAUAAAACCAUUCUGCUGGUCGGAGAAACAGGAACAGGGAAAACAAAACUCAUCAACACCAUGAUCAACUACAUGCUGGGUGUAAAGAGAGAAGACAAGGUUUGGUUUGAGAUCACAGAUGACCAGAGUAAUGAAACAUCAGCUCACAGUCAGACCUCCAUCAUCGCUGUUCAUGGGGUUUAUCUACAAGAGAGUCCAACUGAUCUAACAAUCAUCGACACACCAGGAUAUGGAGACACUCAUGCUGAACUUGAUGAACAGAUCGCUGUGAGUUUUUUUAGUUUAAGUAAACCUGAAGAUGGGAUCCAUGCAGUAGAUGCAGUGUGUCUGGUGAUUAAUGCAAACCAGAAUCGCCUCUCUGACAGACAGAUCUACAUAUUUGAUGCUGUUCAGUCUAUAUUUGGAAGAGAUAUUGCUGAAAACAUUGUCCUGCUCUUCACACACUCAACUGGAGCUCCUCCUAGAAAUGCCUUAAUGGCUGUUAAAGAGGCUCAAAUCAAGUGUGCAGUGAAUGAACAGAAGAAUCAGCCUGUGUUUUUCCUGUUCGACAACUAUCAGUCAGAUGCUCACGAUGAAGAAUAUGAGACAAUACAGGAACAAUCCUGGAAUCUGAGCUUUAGAGGAAUGACAGGAUUGUUUGAGUUUCUUAACACCAUAAAACCAAAAUCCCUGAAGAUGACUCAAGAUGUUCUACAACAACGAAAUCAGCUAGAAAUAAAAAUCUCCAAUCUAAAAUCACAUGUUCAGCUGAUAAAACUAAAGCAAAAUGAGCUGAAACAACCUCAAGAGGCUCUGGAGAAAAGCAAGUGUUAUGUUCAGAGCAAUAAAAACUUUGAGUAUGAAGUUGAAGUGCCCUAUAAAGAAAAGGUUGAUAUUGAUCGGUCUGUAGAUGAAGCGGCGAUGUGCUGCACCGUCUGUGAGGAGAACUGUCAUUAUCCUGGAUGCUGGUGGACCAGUGAUGUCUCUCUGUGUAGUGUGAUGAGAAAGAAUCACUGUACAGUGUGCUCUAAUAAAUGCCACUACAGCAAACACAUCAAAACACCUAAAAUAUAUGUGACAAGGACAAAGAAGGAGAAGAGGACGAAUGAAGAUUUAAAGAAGAAAUAUGAUGAGAAAAUCAAGACCAAUGAGUCUGCAAUCAAGAAACUGGAAGAAGAGCUGCGGGAGUUAGAGAAGGAGAAGAUGAGGAGUGUGUUUGAGGCAUUUUACUGUGUGGAUAUUCUGCAGUUUAUUGCUCUUAACGCUGAUUCACUGAACACACUUCAACAUGUGGAUUAUCUGAUGGAGAAGCUGAAGGACAUAAAUGAGCCUGAAAAGGUCAAAAAAGUGGAAGACAUCAAGAAGAGAGCUGACGGAAAAUACAGAGCUCUGAGAUUCAUCAAAAGAUGUUAAAUUGAAAUAAAUUUUAAAUGCAAUCUGUGAUCAGGUUAAAUUAGUUUUGUUAAAUAAUUUGUAUAUGCUGCUCCAACAUUGAAAACAAAUACCAAACCAAACAGGUCUUCACAGAAAACACAAUAGAUACUAUUUAGAUUAAUUUAUUUGUUUUGUUUCAGCCU
Messenger RNA from Danio rerio (zebrafish), 1679 nucleotides. NCBI's taxonomy places the organism in Eukaryota, Metazoa, Chordata, Actinopteri, Cypriniformes, Danionidae. The record is from RefSeq and is a predicted model, not a curated record.